This is a messenger RNA of Baudoinia panamericana UAMH 10762, 1691 nucleotides long. RefSeq lists its product as uncharacterized. The transcript has a single exon. The coding region runs from base 118 to 1419 and encodes 433 amino acids. NCBI's taxonomy places the organism in Eukaryota, Fungi, Ascomycota, Dothideomycetes, Mycosphaerellales, Teratosphaeriaceae. The record is from RefSeq and is a predicted model, not a curated record. Gene Ontology annotation, cellular component: mitochondrion. Gene Ontology annotation, biological process: mitochondrial proton-transporting ATP synthase complex assembly; mRNA stabilization; mitochondrial gene expression.
AUCGAAGCUUUACCCGUCCCGGCUUUCAAUAUUCCAUCAAUCGAACUCACUUUAAUAUAUCUGCUGUUCAACUUAGCAUUUGCGCUCCACUAACGAUCUUGUACCACUACUUACAACAUGGCCAUGGCUGUUCCUAUAGCAAGGACGACAGCCAAAACCUUGGCCUGUGCGGAGUGUCGGAGAUGGGCACUACGGUCGUUCAUUGGGAGUAUAGGCGCAAGCACGGCUCCACGCCCGCCACAAGUACAAAGACGAGCCUUCUCCCGCACAGUAACGAGGAGCAAUGAGGCUCGGGAGCGAGUACAACACGACGAGCAUGCCCUCAACGAGAUCAACGAUAUUGGAAGCGAAAAGAUGAUCACCCAAGCGAGACCACAAGCCUCCCGCCCGGCUCAACGUGGAAUGAAUGAUCUCGAAUCGACGGGUGCGGGCGAUGAGCUUCAGAGCGGACAUUCAACGAGACGGGAUGAGGAGAUGAGCGAUGGAGCUCAAGGCCGUCUGUCCUAUUCGCAGUCGGCGUUGCCAGACGAAACAGAUGAAGCUCACGAACUCGCAAGGGAGUCGGACCUCCAAGAGGAAGACGCUCCGCCACCACCCUCAAACACCCCUCCGGAGCUCCCUUGGUACCUCCGCGUCCAACAAGAAACUCAAGCCCUCCAGCCAUCCGAAUCACCAAUGGCAGCCCGCCAACGCAUCCCCGACCUACCCUCACAUCCUCCAGCGAUACUACAACCCCUCAUGGAGCACGUCUCAGUCAAUCUAGGCCUGGACGACCUAUCCCUGCUCGACCUUCGCACUCUACAUAACCCUCCGCCGGCGCUCGGAGCGAACCUUCUAAUGCUGCUUGGGACGGCCCGUAGCGAGAAGCAUCUACACGUCAGCGCCGACCGACUCUGUCGCUGGCUGCGCUCUGAGUACAAACUCACACCCUCUGCCGAUGGACUGCUUGGCCGCAAUGAGCUGAAGCUGAAGUUACGCCGACGGAUGAAGAGAGCGCGACUCAUGAGUGCCGCGGGUGGGAGUGCGGAGGUGGACGCUGAUAUGGAGGGAAUACGGACCGGCUGGGUUUGCGUGGACGUGGGACGGGUGGAGGGAGGCGAGCUGCCGGAGCAGGAGAAGCGUAGGGAGGAGCGGGAGAGGGGCGUUGUGGGGUUUGGGGUGGGAGUCAGAGGGUGUAGUGUCGUGGUGCAGAUGUUGACGGAGGAGAAGAGGGGUGAGGUGGACUUGGAGAAGUUGUGGAUGGGGAUUUUGAGGAGGGCGGAGCGGGAGAGGUUGGAGGCUGAGAAGGAGGCGGAGGAGAGGAGGGUGGAAGGGGGGCAGGGACGAGAACGGUCGGUGUUGAUGCAGGAGCUGGACGCGCCCGGUAUGGCCUCGAGUGUCGGCUCGGUGCAGCGGGAUGCUGGGAUGGCGGCUGGGUAGACUCGUCAAGGUAAGGUCAGAUGAGCUUGUGAAAGCAUGUCAUCCGCGUUGCUACACGACUGAAACGUAGUCGUAGUUGAAUAGACUUGGCUGAGACAAUCUGUAAGAGUACCUGUAUCAAUGUGCACACGGCCUACAGCACCGCAACAGCAGACGUCGAAGGCAUGGUGGAUGGGUCCUGGGUCGCGUGGAACGAGACUAGGCUAGUUGAGGCGUCGCCGCCUGAUGCCGUCGAGUGGUAACGAGAGCGAUGUCAGCUGCACGUUUCUCCG